Messenger RNA from Nymphaea colorata (pocket water lily), 1928 nucleotides. RefSeq names its product MLO-like protein 1. The transcript has 14 exons. Gene Ontology annotation, cellular component: membrane. The record is from RefSeq and is a predicted model, not a curated record. Bases 138 to 1643 code for a protein of 501 amino acids. NCBI's taxonomy places the organism in Eukaryota, Viridiplantae, Streptophyta, Magnoliopsida, Nymphaeales, Nymphaeaceae. Gene Ontology annotation, biological process: defense response.
CCGAUCACUGGUAGACCCAUUGCCGCUUCCUUUUUCGGUUGGGUUGAUGGGCAGGUAGAGGGUCUGUUAUCAGUUCGAUUCUUGUGGACGUUACGUCUCUGGUGGCAAGUUUGCUCUUUUUCUCUCUUUAGAGGGAAAUGGCAGGUGGGAAGAAGACGUACGACUUGGAGUUCACGCCUACAUGGAUCAUUGCCGCUGUUUGUUCUGUCAUCAUCAUCCUCUCCCUUCUCUUUGAAAGGGGGCUUCAUCACCUUGGAGAGUUAUUGAACAAGAGGAACCAAAAAUCGCUGUUUGAAGCAGUUCUCAAGGUUAAAGAAGAGCUGAUGCUGAUGGGCUUCAUCUCCUUCUUGCUGUCGGCCUUCCAAGCGCCUCUCAACUGCAUCUGCAUCCCAAGCAGCUACUUCGAUCAUAUGCUGCCGUGCAGGAGGAAAGAGUUCGGAUCAGUGUUUUGGCAACACCAUCUCGAAGACCAAAAAUACGAAAACCACUGCGAGAAGAAGGGGAAAGAACAACUGUUAUCAACUGAUGCAAUACAUCAGCUGCACAUUUUUAUCUUUGUCUUGGCCAUUACCCAUCUUUCUCUCACCGUUGUGACCAUAUGCUUGGGUCGUUUGAAGAUUCUUCAGUGGGAAGCCUGGGAGAACUCGAUUGUGGAAGAGGCUGACAAUAGCAGAUCCAAAAUCACACAUGUUCUGAGCGAUCAGUUUAUCAUGGAGCACUACAAAGCAUUAAAAGGCCAUUCAUGCGUACUAAGUUGGUUGCAUUCCUUCUUUAAACAAUUCCAUGCAUCAAUAACCAAGAUCGGUUACAGAACACUGCGUUUGGGAUUCAUAAUGAUGCACUGUGGAGGGAACCCGCAAUUCAAAUUCCACAAGUUUAUAAUGCGUGCAUAUGAAGAUGAUUUUAAGAAAGUUGUUGGUAUAAGUUGGUAUCACUGGCCAUUUGUCGUUGUCCUCCUGUUGAUGAAUGUUGGAGGGUGGCAGACACUUUUCUGGAUGACACUUAUUUCUUUACUACUUCUGUUAGCUGUGGGUACAAAACUUGAACAUGUAAUCAGUCAGUUGGCCAAAGAAGUUGUGGAGAAACACACUGCAAUGGAAGGAGAGCUGGUAGUUCCACUCUCAGACCGUCACUUCUGGUUCAAAAAGCCUCGCCUCGUCCUCCACUUUAUUCACUUUAUCCUCUUCCAAAAUGCAUUUCAGAUUGCCUUCUUCUUUUGGUUGUGGGUCACCUAUGGUUUUCGCCCUUGCAUUAUGGGGAAGCUCCACUUUCUCAUUCCAAGAUUAAUUUUUGGGGUGAUUAUCCAAGUUAUAUGCAGCUUCAGCACCCUCCCAAUCUAUGCCAUCGUCACCCAGAUGGGAGACUCAUUCAACAGGAUGAUUUUUUAUGAACAUGUCCAAGGGACCCUUGUUGGAUGGGCCGAAAAGGCUAGAAGAAAAAAUGCUGCCGGUCCGAUGAGCAACCGUGCCUCACCGUCAAUGUCUUCUUACACCCAAGCCGCUCACACAGGAAACAGGUCGCCUAAUGAGGUUCAACUACAAGAAGCCCCUUUGGUCCAUGCAGUUCCGACCAAUACUCCAGCGACAGGCAGACUCGAAGCAUCACCAGCCAAGAAAAUACAUGCAGAGGAAAUUGCUCCGUGAAACCCAAGCAGGCGUCGCCUAGACUAUGUUUACCAUAUGUAUCACAGUAUUUGCCAGUACUCUGCAGAGCAUGUCUACUUGAACUCAGCAUGAGGUUGACUCAUCUAAGUUUGGACGAACCUACCAAUAAGUGAAGCUUGUGCUCUAGCCUAUUGUUCUGUUCUAUCUUGUAUAAGUAAUGAGUCGAACAUGAGCUUCAGUCCUCAAGCUCGACUAGGAUCUGUGAAAUUUGUAACAGUUGCCAGUACGUUAUAUAAUCAUAUGGUGCCUUCAUUUCUCUUCUCA